UUGUUUCUCUUUUGCUUUUGGUAAGAGCGAGGCAUGUAAUGACACCUCAGUUUCUGCUCCAAUGUGCACGCACCUUUAGUAUGCAUGGGAAAUUUGUCACCUUUUAUCAGAAACGCGAGUGCCGGAUGAGUUGUUGUUGGAGAUUGCUCUGAGUCCAGGAGCUCUGUGAGGCUCGGGAGGGUCAAUGUGCAGAGCCAGUCACUGUGCCUGGAGUAAAGUCAGCAAGCACUGAGAUCUCGGUUCUUGUGUGGGAGCCACGGGGCAGAUGAUGAGUUGGCUGCUGUUGCUGGCUGCGCUAGCACUGAGAGGCUCUGCUGAGGAUCCAGAUUUGGUUUGCUACAGGAACUGCAUGCAAUGCAAUUUCAUCUGCACUUGGAGAGCUAAGACCACAUCAGGAAACGCCACCUAUAUUCUUAAGUUCUGUUAUCACAGAACCUAUUCCUGCAAGGAAUUCAAGAUGGCAUCCUCCACUCACUACCGCUUUUCUUAUCGGACAUGGCCGGUCCUAGAGAACCUCACUGCCUGGGUGGAAUCCCACAGUGGAGGCAGAGUCGAGAGGACCCAGAACAUCACUUUGCAACUGGAGAAUGCCAUCAAAUUGGAUCCACUGCCGCCUGAUCAAAUAACGUUCUCUAAAUCCAAUGGUACCCUGAGGCUGACACUGCAGCAGCUAGAUAACUGGAUUGUCACAUAUGAACCAUUACGAAGGGAAGCUCGGUACAGACAGAUGAAGGGCACCAAAUGGACACAGGUGGCGUGUCAGACACAAGGUGAAUACAAGGGUAACAACAUAACAGUGAUAUGCAACUUGGGAACAACAACAGCCUGCGAAGUCCAGAUUCGGCACAAAAUGGCCCAUUGGAGCACCUACUGGAGCGACUGGAGCAAAUCCAUCUUUGUUCCUGAGGAAAUUCCAGAGGUGAAUUACACGGUGGGGAGACUCGGCAGGAACGGACAGAGAAAUGUGACAUUCCAUUGGCAGGAAGCCCGUGAGGAGCAAUGGAAAGUCUAUUACACGCUGGCUCUCUACAUGCCAGCGUGCAGGUGCACAGAGCUGAAGAAGGAGGUCCCUGAAAAGGAUGAGACAACACUGACCUUGGCUCUCUCUGGGGCAGAGUAUCACCUUUCUAUGAGCGCAUCUAACCCAGCAGGGAGAGGCCCUGUGCGGACGUAUCGCAUUCCUCCAGAACAUCGCACAGAAAUGAGCUUUCUGAAUGUCAGCUCGGCUGGCAGCAGCGUGACAGUGCAGUGGGCAGCAAAGACCAAUGGGACCUUCUACUGCAUUGAGAAGCAACCCCUGGAAGACCCCCAGGAGGACCACAAGGAAUGUAUCCACAAACAACUCUUUGAGAAGGACAGCUAUAUGGAUACAGGGACAGUGAAACCCAGGAAGUGUUACAGAAUUGCCAUUCAUGGAGGGGGACCAGAGAAGCACUGGACGUUCGGUUCCAUGUACCACUUUGCUACGAACACUUCUUUGGAUGGGCCCAUUCACAUCCGGAACAUCACAGCAAACUCUGCUUUCCUGCUGUGGAAGCCAUCACUGCUCUCCCAAUGCCCCGGCAUGCUGAAGAAAUACAUCAUCUGCUACACAAGUGAGCAGGACAACGGAAUGGCAUAUCAUGAAGUGAACUCCUCAGCGACACACUACACCCUACAGGACCUGCAGCCCAGCACCUCCUAUCGAGUUGGGAUUCAGGCAGCCACAGCAGACAGAGAUGGGUCCUGCAGUCCCCGGCACCUGUUUAGCACCAUGAAGCUCGGUCCCAAUCCUGCAGAGUGGAAGCUCAACCUCAGGUACCUCAGUAUUUUCCUAGGCGUCCCUGUCCUGGCUGUGUUUUACCACUUCCUCAAAAAGAGGGCCAAGAAAAUGCUGUUCCCGCCUCUGCCCAACCCCAUGGACAGCGAAGCCAUCAAGUUCCCAGCUGAGGAGAUAAGCCAGGUGAAGCCACGGCCAGGCUUUGUGGAGCCAUCAGAGAAAAUCAGCCCCACAGGACCGCUGGUGACCAAGUUUAUCUCGGACAAAGGGGAGCCUGAUAUGAACACAGAGACGCACUCGCUGCAUCUCUACACCGUGACUGAAGAAACGGCAGAGAUGUUACAGGCCAAGGAGGGGCAGGCAGGCUCUGAGAAUGACCUGCCAUUUGAAUAUAGAAGGCAGGUGCUUCUGACCCCAGCGGAAGAGGAACAGGAAGAAGAAGAUUUCAGAGAAUUCGCUGGUGUUUGUGGUCAAAAUAACCUUGCCGAAGCAGGCACAGGGCCUUCUCAGCCCCACCCAGACGAGGGUGCUGCCAUGGAGCAGACAGGGCUCUCUCGGCCUCUGGUACAGCUCUCCUUGCUGCUCUCAGACAAGCCCGUCAUCAUAAAGAAUGGGGGCAGCUUUGACCUUUUACAUAAGUGAACCUUGUCUUGAGGGUUCAGCUUGGGACAGCCUGGGAAGACAGAGUGUUGCAGUGACAAGGCACCAUGUGCUCAGGCCUGUCUGGGCAGAGACCCCAUGGUGCAGGACACAGGGCCCUCAGCAGAUCUCCUGAGAGACUUCUGAUCUCAGUCUCUUUUUUCAGAGUUUGAGUGUGAACUCUCUGCAGCAGGGGCUGUCGUUUAUUAUACAUGUCCCAGUCCCACAAUGAAACACUGAAGAGGAAGCCAGAUUUCAGAGCGGUAGCCAUGUUAGUCUGUAUCAGCAAAAACAAGGAGUUGUUUUUACUGAAUAGGAAGAAUGAACUGUUCAAACAUCCUUUAUAUUUUGAUGUGUGAGAAAAGGUCCCACAGUCCAGCCAUGGUCUCCUAUUUUCUCAUAUUCCAGAGCCCCUUUCCUUGAUUAGUAUCAGGGGGGAGCCGUGUUCGUCUGUAUCCACAAAACAGCAAGGAGUCUGGUGGCACCUUAAAGACUAGCAGAUUUAUUUGGG
This is a messenger RNA of Gopherus evgoodei (Goodes thornscrub tortoise), 2909 nucleotides long. It is a transcript of the gene IL12RB1, whose product is annotated as interleukin 12 receptor subunit beta 1. Gene Ontology annotation, biological process: cytokine-mediated signaling pathway. Gene Ontology annotation, cellular component: external side of plasma membrane. The transcript has 15 exons. NCBI's taxonomy places the organism in Eukaryota, Metazoa, Chordata, Testudines, Testudinidae. Gene Ontology annotation, molecular function: cytokine receptor activity; protein binding. The coding region runs from base 266 to 2401 and encodes 711 amino acids. The record is from RefSeq and is a predicted model, not a curated record.